Messenger RNA from Rhopilema esculentum, 2703 nucleotides. RefSeq names its product dynein axonemal intermediate chain 4. Gene Ontology annotation, molecular function: dynein heavy chain binding; dynein light chain binding. Lineage: Eukaryota; Metazoa; Cnidaria; Scyphozoa; Rhizostomeae; Rhizostomatidae. Gene Ontology annotation, biological process: cilium movement. Gene Ontology annotation, cellular component: axonemal dynein complex. The record is from RefSeq and is a predicted model, not a curated record.
AAAGAUAACAAUUCAACUAAAUGAUCUACGUGAAAGAUUUACAAGGUUGCCAGGUAACUGAAUGUAAUCGAGACUUGGCCUAGCAAAAUCUCACCAAGGGUUAUUGAAGACUAAAGGAAAAUGAAAAAGAAUUUAGGAAAAAGUACCUUAAGUGGCAAGAGAAGUGUUGGCAAUGUUAGCAUGGCUGGAAGCCAAGCCAGUUAUGGCACACAAACUAAAAUUGGUUUUAGAGCUUCAAAGAGUACAAUGUAUGGGACUGGAAGUCGAAGAAAUGUUGCCAUAGAUGAGAGAUCACAGAAAAGCACAGCUCAGAAAGCAGCAGUACAGGUUUAUGAUGAGCUAGGUCAAGAUGUUACACCAAGGAGCCUUCUACCAGCCGAUGUACAUUCCCAAAGGAAGAAUCAAAGUAGCAACAUGAUUUUGGCUGAUUCAUCCUCUGUUGGCACUCCCUCUGAACUUGCACAGUCAAUAUAUGGAACAAGUAUGCAAACAAGCUAUGCUCAAGGUUUUACAAGAUCAAUGAUGGGCUCAAUGAUUGGAGGAUCAUCUAGAAUUUCGUUAGAUUCAAUAACAGAUGAAAUAACGGAACCAAGUCAUACUCACGACUUUUCAACUGGGCUUACAGAUAUUCAGACGAGAAGAGCAUUUGUCAAAGAAGAUUUAUCUGAAGCUGAUCUAGAUAGAAUGGUUAACGUUAAGCUGUCAGAAACUGACACUAUAUGGCACUUAGAUAUGCCUGGUAUUUCAGUGUCAAAGGACAGCGAUAUUGCGGAAGAAGUUAGGAUGCGAAACAAGAAAUACGAAGAGCUACUGAAGAAUCGAGCUGGAAAUGACAUGUAUGUUGAGCGUGGUAUGCAGACGUACAAUAAUGCACCAAAACAAAAGGAAGUGCAGACAGUGUACGUCGGUAAACAGGAUUUUGGAUGCAUGGCUACGAAUUGGGACCUUUACGACACGUUUGCCAAGACUGACCCGAAGAAGGACGAUGCAAAAGGAGAUGGAUUUAUUGAAAGCCUCAGCAGACCGAGCUCGAGAGAAGGCAAUCAAGAGACUGAGGCACUGCCUAAUGUUGUUGACGGUGGAGAUGUUGCGUUGACAAAUCUACAAAAGAGCACAAGUGUGCAGUCGUUGAUGACAGAAAGCAGAGCGAGUUUUAUGACAACGAGUAAUACGUCUGAUGUUGGGGAUCUGCAAGAAAGGGAGAGUUUGUCACAAGCCAAUAUCGAUAUGCAAGCUGAAAAAAUCUUAAAGUCAGAAUCGAUGAAGAAAAACCUAUUUGUAGUGGAAAGAGCUGUCGUUCAGAAUAUAUUCCAUGCAAAGCAAGCAAGUUACAAGGGUCUUGUCGCAGUUACAGAUUCGUCUAAAGAACCUUCGGAGGAAAAAGAAGCAAUCGAAACAAAGAUUGGUCCGAAUCUCACAAGGUUAUGGGCGUAUUCCUGCAACAUCACGAAAGGGAAAAAAGUUAACUGCAUGGCAUGGAACAAAGCGAAUCAAGAUCUUUUGGCAGUUGGUUAUGGCAAUUUCGGGUCAGAUUCAAAUGAAGAGGGUCUUAUUUGCUGCUGGUCAUUAAAGAAUCCAGAAUUUCCCGAAAGGCUUUAUCAUCUUCCUAGUGCUGUCACAGCGUUGGAUUUUUCGUCUGCCUUCCCGAACCUUCUGGCCGUGGGACUUCGUGAUGGGACAAUAGCCAUAUACAACGUGAGGCAUACGACUGACUCUGCUGUAUUGGACAGCUCAGAAAGUCAUGGAAAACAAUCAGGCCCAAUUUGGCAACUUCGGUGGAUCGACCGUAAUAAAGGAACCGGCGAAGACAAAGGUGGCGAGGUUUUAGUUUCUGGCUCAGCCGAUGGUCGGAUAACCCAAUGGUCGAUACGAAAAGGCUUUGAAUUUCAAGAUCUGAUGAAGUUGAAAAAAAUGAACGUAGCAAAACAAGCAGGAAAAUCGCCAACAAAAGGAGACGGGAAAAAGGGAGACGCUUUAAUAUCGCGAUAUGUUGCUGCAAUGUGCUUCGAUUUUCACCCUGAUGAUGGAAAUUUAUACAUUGCAGGGUCAGAGGAGGGAAAUAUAUACAAAUGCUCGUGUUCGUAUAACGAGCAGUUCCUUGAAACCUAUACCGGUCACACAGGUCCAGUUUAUAAAGUUGUUUGGUGUCCGUUUCUAUCGGAUGCUUUCAUAAGCUGCAGUGCCGAUUGGAGUAUUAGAAUAUGGCACCAGGACAAACAGUCACCAGUUUUAACUCUGCAAUCAGCACAGGCAACAGUAAGUGAUAUUGAUUGGUCCCCGCGAUCCCCCACCGUAAUUGGGGCUGUCAAUGACACGCAGGUGGAGAUUUGGGAUCUCGCUUAUAGCACGCUUGAUCCGCUGAUAGUUAACGUUUCGAUUGACAAGAAUCUUCAGCUAACCUCCAUAAUAUUUGCUAUUGAUACCGAGGCAGUCUUGAUUGGCGACAGUGAAGGACAAGUUACUGUUUACCAGCUGAGAUCAAUGCCGUCAAUAUCACCCCAUCAGGUUGGGAUUCUCUCCAAAAUGAUCCACACUGUGGAUGCCAAUCAUCUUAUCGACGAAGAAGAUAAUUAUGAAAACGAUAACGAGGCACCGUUGAGCAGAUAAUGUACCACAAAGUUGGUUAUAUCAAGGAUUGUAAAGUUUUGUUGUAAAAUUUGUAAAUAAUGUUCUUAUUUGAUGCUCUGGAGAAGAUGUGAUUAA